GUUUUCUUGAUGACAGGGUCAACAAUAUGGCGCUCUCCAUGGAUUACAGAGAUGCUUACUUGUUUUAUUAUCGACAACGUUUGCUAGUACAUUUAAUAAACUAAGUGUUAUCGGGUUAACUUUUCAUUUCGUUAAUUAGUUUAAGUUAGUUAGUUUGACGCCUGAAUAGUAACCAUGUCUGGGUCAAAUGCCUGGAGUCGCAGUCGAGAGAAAAUGAGACUUUUCCCUGAACUUUUUGCACAGUGUGCAGGAGAGGCAGCAACGUAUGGAAAGUGUGUGGCAGCUACCACAACAGGCAAACAGGAGCUGAGGAAGGACAUGUGUGCCAAGGAAUUUGAAGCACUGAAGACCUGCUUUACAGCUGCAGCCAAGAAGAAAGCCAAAUGAAUGCAAACUCCCGGCUUUGUUCGAGCUGUAAAUUCAGUGGAAAGAGACGUCGGGAAUAUUCCAAGUGUUGCUGGACUUCUGCUGCCGCGUCGUGAAAACACAACACGUCCUCUACUUGGCACCGUCAAUGAACUGGUGUUAAAAAAUUUACUGCUGCUGGUCUUUAAUAUGAAAGAAUGAAUGUAAUAUACAGAGGUGAAUAAAACAAUGGUGUUACGA
This is a messenger RNA of Pseudoliparis swirei, 606 nucleotides long. RefSeq names its product NADH:ubiquinone oxidoreductase complex assembly factor 8 (gene ndufaf8). Gene Ontology annotation, cellular component: mitochondrion. The record is from RefSeq and is a predicted model, not a curated record. Bases 175 to 387 code for a protein of 70 amino acids. Gene Ontology annotation, biological process: mitochondrial respiratory chain complex I assembly. NCBI's taxonomy places the organism in Eukaryota, Metazoa, Chordata, Actinopteri, Perciformes, Liparidae. The transcript is spliced from 3 exons.